Danio rerio (zebrafish) is the source of this 1646-nucleotide messenger RNA. RefSeq names its product 2-aminoethanethiol dioxygenase a (gene adoa). The record is from RefSeq and is marked provisional. Gene Ontology annotation, molecular function: oxidoreductase activity, acting on single donors with incorporation of molecular oxygen, incorporation of two atoms of oxygen. NCBI's taxonomy places the organism in Eukaryota, Metazoa, Chordata, Actinopteri, Cypriniformes, Danionidae.
CUGAUAGCCAUGAAUGGGGUGGUGGAGUCGCGGGUCUGUGGAUUGUAUCCAGGUUGUAAAAUUAAUCUUUAUUCUCCAUUGGAGUUGUUUCUGUCUUAACUUUCAGCAUUCGACUGGUUCCAAUGCGUCACGUGAGGCGAUAUCGUCCGUCGUAACCGCUCCUUUGGCAGUCUUCGCGUGACUCGAAGCAAAUCACAGUUCCGCUUGUUUCCUCGCAUUAACCAUGCCGAGGAACAACAAGACCUCGCUCAUCCAGAAAAUAGCGAGCCAGGCUUAUGCGACUUUCACAAACUGCUCUUCCUCCGCCAUUGAGGAUAAUAAUAAGGUGUUUUUAGAGCACCAGGCAGACUUGGUCGCCCUGCUCUCCGACAUCAGGGCUGCGGAUCUGAAGAUUGCGCCACCAAAGAAAGUCUCCACAUCCUCCCCUUCGGUCCCUCCAGUCACUUACAUGCACAUCUGCGAGACUGAUGUGUUCAGCAUGGGGGUGUUUCUCCUGAAAUCUGGCGCUUCCAUCCCUCUGCACGACCAUCCCGGGAUGCACGGCAUGCUGAAGGUCCUGUACGGUAAAGUCAGCAUCAGGUGUUAUGACAAGUUGGAUAAAGCCGAGAGUGACACUGAGAGGCACUUUGAUCCUCCAUUGUUGGCUUUCCAGGGAGAUGAUGUGAGGAGAGCAGCGCUGAGGUCUUCGGGGCAGUUUUCGGAACUAAGUGGCCCUUGUGUUUUGAGCCCUUUUAAAGACAACCUUCAUGAGAUUGACGCAGUGGAUGGAGCGGCUGCGUUUCUUGAUAUACUGGCACCGCCGUAUGACCCUGACGAUGGACGGGAUUGUCACUACUACAGAGUUUUACAGACUGCUGGGAAAAAGUCAGAGCAGAGCGGUGAUGAUGAGGCUUGGCUUUUAGAGAUCCCCCAGCCGGAUGAUUUCUGGUGUGGGGGUGAGCCGUACCCUGGUCCUGAAGUGACUAUUUAGACAAUAAAGGGAUGGUUCAACCUUAAAUGAAAAUUCUGUCAUAAUUUGUUCAUUAUUUGCUUGUUUCAAGCCUAUACGAGGUUCUUUUUUUCUGUUGAACACAAGAGAAGAUAUUUCGAAAAAUGUUGGAAAGAUCAUUGACUUCAGUAGUAUUGACUAUGAAAUGAAAUGGCUUUCAUCAUUCUUUCUUAUUAUUUGUUCAUAGUUUUAAUUGUUUCAUAUUUUAAUAUUAUUUUAUCAUUAUUUAAAUGUUUAUAAUUGUUUAUAUAUAUUUUUUUUUAUCUUGUUCAACCGAUGAAAGCAUUUCAUAAAGAUUUGAAACAAAAGUAAAGUGUGAGUAAACUAUCAUUUUUGGGUGAACUAUGCCUUUAACACUGGAAUGGACUUCUGAUCCGUCCUUAAAGUUGUUUUGUUUAUAUAUUUUUUCCUCUUGAGACUGCAAACUCUACAUUUCUACAUCCAAUCCAAGCCUGUGCGACCCAUAGGCUUCAUCAACACUUUGUGGCCUUACGUGUGAAUGAAUGUAUACAUGUCUAAAAGAAAAGCAUUUACUCUUGUAUAAGUGCACCAUAUAAAAUCUUGCUUAAUUUAUUUUAAAAGACUCUACACAAACACUAAUUCUUAUGUACUGUUUAUAUUUUUUACCUAUGAAGUAUAUUAAAAUGUAUUUAAAUCA